AUGAAUCGAACGAUUGAAUCAGACACUCUUCUGCAUCCCAUCGACAGAGAGGUUACGGAGAAAGGUAAAGGGGUCUCCAAAAGGGGUUCCAACAGCCUCGAUACCACCGCCCCGGUCCACCGUGUGCAUCGCCACUGCCACGGCGGAUAUUCUGUCCCCACUCCCCCAAUUCAAAUUCACCCUCACCAUUUUUCAAACGCCCUCUCUCACAACUUUUUUUCUCUNGCCUCCCCCUUCCGCUCCCGGAGAACCCCUCCGCCUCCGCCUAGACCUUCGCCCGGCCACAAUGCCUCGUCCUCAUCGGCGGCGGUGCUGCUUCCAAAGCAACAAGCUCCCCGGCACCCGACCACGGCGCCUCCCGGCAAAGCUAAGGAAAAUGUCACGGUCACCGUGCGGUUUCGUCCUCUCAGUGCUAGGGAGAUUAGUAAAGGCGACGAGGUCGCAUGGUACGCUGAUGGAGACUAUACCGUGCGCAAUGAGUUCAAUUCCGAGAUUGAAUAUGACUUUGACAGAGUAUUUGGUCCUGCAACAACUACACGGCAGGUUUAUGAUGUUGCAGCUCAUCAUGCUGUAAGUGGUGCCAUGCAAGGAAUAAAUGGCACAGUGUUUGCCUAUGGUGUUACUAGCAGUGGAAAGACACAUACGAUGCAUGGGGAACAAAAAUCACCUGGAAUCAUACCAUUGGCUAUUAAGGACGUCUUUGGAAUGAUACAAGAGACACCUGGACGGGAAUUUCUCCUCCGAGUUUCUUAUUUGGAAAUUUACAAUGAGGUCAUCAAUGACUUGCUUGAUCCCACUGGACAAAACCUAAGAAUAAGAGAAGACUCUCAGGGUAUUUAUGUUGAAGGAAUAAAAGAAGAGGUUGUCCUGUCGCCUGCUCACGCUCUUUCACUAAUUGCAUCUGGUGAAGAGCAUAGGCAUGUGGGUUCUAAUAACUUCAAUUUACUAAGCAGUCGAAGCCACACUAUUUUCACUUUGACUAUAGAAAGCAGUGUGCAUGGGGAAAAUGAAGGAGUAGCUUUAUCACAAUUGGUUAUAUCCAAAUUGACAGACGGAAAAUCCACUCAUAUACCAUACCGAGAUUCGAAACUUACACGCUUGUUGCAGUCAUCUCUUAGCGGCCACGGUCGAGUUUCCCUUAUUUGCACAGUGACCCCAGCUUCUAGUAAUUCUGAAGAAACGCACAACACUCUUAAGUUCGCUCACCGUAGUAAACAUGUCGAAAUCAAAGCAUCACUAAAUAAGAUCUUGGACGAAAAGUCUCUCAUCAAGAAGUACCAGAGAGAAAUAUCUAAUUUAAAGCAAGAGCUCGAGCUAUUAAAGCGCGGCAUGAUGGAGAGAGAAAAUCCAGUGGCCCCAAGCCAAGAAGAUUUAGUUAAUCUAAAGCUCCAGUUAGAAGCUGGACAAAUUAAGUUGCAAUCAAGAUUGGAAGAGGAGGAACAAGCCAAAGCUGCUUUGAUGGGAAGGAUUCAGAGACUAACCAAGUUAAUCUUGGUUUCAACCAAAACUACUCUCCAACCAGAUAUCCUCGAAAAGCUAAGCCACAGGCGCAGGCAUUCAUUCGGAGAAGAUGAGCUAGCUUACUUGCCUGGUAGAAAACGAGAAAGCAUGAUUGAUGAAGAAGCUGGAAGUAUUGAUUCUGAAGUUUCUAUGGAUGGUAAGGGAGAUGCCGUAAGUCUUGAUGAUAUAGUCAAGGAUUACAAAAGGAACAAGGGGAGAGGGAUGCUUAGCUGGUUCAAAUUAAAGAAGCUUGAAAAUGGCAUAAUCUCGUCAUUGAGUGCCGAUAAUGAGAGUUGUUCGGCAAGUGAAUCACCUGCUUCAUCAACAAAAUCAUCACAACGCAAAGUUAUGUUUAGUGACACAAAAGAUGCUUCGAGGAAAUCAAUCAGUAGAAAAGUAGAUAGUAUCUCUACUGCUGAUUCUUUUCCUGAAAGAACUCAAGCAGGUGAUUUGAUUAGCAUAGCUGGAGGCAUGAGACGCUUACCACCGUCUGGGAGCACCAUUACAGAUCAAAUGGAACUUUUCCGUGAGCAGAUAAAAAUGUUAGCUGGAGAAGUAGCUUUAUCCACCAGUUCUUUGAAACGGUUAUCAGAGCAAGCAGCUAAGGCCCCUGGAGACUCCAAACUUCAGGAAAAGGUACAAAAGUUGAAGGAUGAAAUACGAGAAAAAAAGCUUCAGAUUGGGGUUCUAGAGCAACGGAUGAUUGGAUCAGUGGAGAUAUCUCCUUAUGGUUCAAGCAUUGUUGAGAUGUCUCAGGCAUUAUCUAGGUUUGCUGCUGAACUAAAUGAGAAGACAUUUGAGCUUGAGAUCAAAUCUGCCGAUAACAGAGUCCUCCAGGAGCAACUGCAAGAGAAGACAGUGGAGAACACAGAGAUGCAAGAAACAAUCAAUCUCUUAAGGCAGCAGAUUGAAUCCUUGAUGUCAAAUAAAAAUUCAAGGACUACAGAUAGCACUACUGGGCUGAACAGCUUUGAAGAAUCCUCUGACAUAACAAACGAAAGAGGGUCUGAAAUAAAUUCAUUCGAAUAUCUAUAUGAGAAUACACCGACUAGUGUUGGGAGCAUGAAAAGAGUAUUCAACCAUGAGGAUGCUAUAGAUUGCAACAGGACUUCCAAGCUUCUUUUGCAGGCUGCCGAAAUAGAAUCACUAAAACACGACAACCUAAAAAUCUCCGAGAGGAAAGACGAACUCGAAAUCCACUGCCAGAAGCAAAUCGAGGAAGCCUCCUACGCCAAGGAGCUCGCUGCAGCAGCAGCGGUCGAGCUCCGCAACCUCGCCCACGAAGUAACCAAACUCUCGUACGAGAACGCCAGGCUGGCCGCUGAGCUGGCAUCCGCCAAGGACUCCCGCUGCAAGACGAGGCAGAGCGGGACCCGCCCAGCAAGGAAGCAUCACGAUGAGGACCACCGAUUUUUGUCCGCCGAGGAGUUCGAGCAGGAGCUCAACGCUCGGUACCAAAGGGAAGCCUCUUUGGUGGCCGCGCUUUCCGAGAGGGACAACAUAGAAGCCGACCUUCGGAGGAGACUUGACGAGGCAAUGAGGCACGAGGAGAAGUUGGAGAACGAGCUGGCGAAUAUGUGGGUUUUGGUCGCAAAGACGCGUAACAAGUCAUUUGUGGGCCCACACGAGAUUUCGAACGAGGAGGAGAGUGAAACUGCUGUUGUGGAGGAUGGUGUGGUUGGAGGUAAGGGAAGGUUCUAGAACUUUGGGAGUUGAAGUUGAGAGUGAGCAACCGGUGAAAAUUGAAAAUUUUCAAUGUUAAUGCAUGUAAGAAUAAUGUUAAAAGGUUAGGAAUUUUGAAUGAAAUUAGUAUCUCCAAUGCAU
Molecule: messenger RNA, 3324 nt
Organism: Striga asiatica
Lineage: Eukaryota; Viridiplantae; Streptophyta; Magnoliopsida; Lamiales; Orobanchaceae
Source: the annotation of a GenBank genome assembly